This is a messenger RNA of Cucumis sativus (cucumber), 1317 nucleotides long. Its product is annotated as protein TIFY 10a. Gene Ontology annotation, biological process: regulation of jasmonic acid mediated signaling pathway; regulation of defense response; response to wounding. The transcript has 3 exons. Gene Ontology annotation, cellular component: nucleus. Bases 303 to 932 code for a protein of 209 amino acids. NCBI's taxonomy places the organism in Eukaryota, Viridiplantae, Streptophyta, Magnoliopsida, Cucurbitales, Cucurbitaceae. The record is from RefSeq and is a predicted model, not a curated record.
UUUUCUUCCCCUAUUUUUAUAUUUAUUUUUUUAAAAAAAAACACGUGCUUUAUGUUCCAAUAAAUUAAUCCAAUUAAUUAUUUUCAAAAGACAAUCCGAUAAAAGACAUCCAAGAUAUUAAAAAUUAAAUAAAAACAAGAAAAUGCUAGGAAGGUAGCUCUUCUUUAUAUUCUUCUUGUCAUCUCCAAAAUUACAAUCAUCCUAAAACAAAUUUGAACACCCAAAGAGUUUUUCAGAUCUGAAAUAUUCAAGUUGCAAUUCCAAAUUCCCAUACCUUUUUUUUUUUUAAUUUCAAUUGCAUCAUGUCUACUACCUCCGACAACGCCGGCGCCGCACCCAGGUCUGCCAAGCUACCGGAGAAGUCCAGUUUUGCUCAGACUUGUAAUCUCUUGAGUCAAUACUUGAAGGAGAAGAGAACCCUUGCAAUUACUCCAAGGAUUGAACCAAAAGAUGAGUUUCCGACGACUCGACCACCGGUGGUAAUGAAUUUUUUUACGAACAUGGAAAACCCAGAUGAGAAAUCUGCCUCUGUGGCGGCGGCGGACUCUAUUCCACCAGGCGCAGAGCCGCCCUCUGCCACACAGAUGACCAUUUUUUAUGACGGAAAAGUGUUGGUGUUUAAUGAUCUACCUUCGGAGAGGGCGGAGGAGAUCAUGGCCAUGGCCGGUAAGGGAAUUGCGCCGUCUUCCAGAUCUAUCACCACCGCCGUUUCAGACAACGGCGGAGAACAACCCCUGACGAAAGUCUCGAGCGAUUUACCCAUUGCAAGAAGAGCAUCCCUGCAUCGAUUCUUCGAGAAGAGAAAAGACAGAGUCGCAGCAAGAGGUCCAUACCAAGUGAAUUUACAGGCUUCUUCUAAACCGAGUGGAGAAAGCUACAGAUUCAAGAAGGAAAACGAGCAAUCUUCGAAGCAGUUUGAUUUAAAUUUAUAGGAAAGAUUAAUUAUAUAAAUAGUUAAGAUUAUCGUUGUAAAAUUCUGACAUUAAUUACAAUUAUGGAUGGGGUGGAUCCAUGGCGAGUGUAAUCGACUUUGUUCUUCUGAAGGUGGAAGCCGACCCCCUAAACAAAUGAACAGAUGCCGACUUCUUCUUUACUUUUCAACGAACACACACACACAUAUAUAUAUUCUUAAUUAAUUUAUUAAGAGUAAUUAUAGAUUUGCAAAUUAAUUAAUAUGCCCCUUGUUGUGAAACUGGAAACUUGAGACUAAUGUAUAUCCAUCUUACUCUAUGACGUUUCUUCUUAUUAUGCUCUAUCGGUCUGACUCAAAGCUGUGGUUCCUUUUUUUUCUUAAGAAUGAAUGGAGUAAUUCAUCUA